ACAAAUACCAAGUCGAUAGUUCAUCGGUGUUGAAUAGAUCAUAAGCAGGACGUAGGAGUGAAUUAUUUCAUACGAGUUUUCAACACGACUACGCCAACUUGUGUUAAGCAACUACUUCAGUUAAAUCGUGCUAUUUCACAAGUACUCUGCAACAUGCUCGUACGACAAAGUGUUAGAAAGGCCAGCUGUCGCAUAUUCAGUGUGACAAGAGGAAAACUGUUAGAAAUGCCGUGUCCAUUCUUGACUCGCCUCUCGGCAAAUUAUGUCCGCAACUAUGGAGCAUCUCUCCUAAUGAAUUACCGUCAGCACUGUCCAGUGAUGUCACGAGCAUCCGGCAGCCUAUCUGAGACAGCUGAACCUAUCACUCAAACCGCAGCUCCAGCCACAGUCCCAGUUAAACAAUGCCCCUUUCUCUCAAAGGAAAAGGAUGCAAUAAAGGAAGCGAGUUUAGCAAUUGAAGAAGACGUUAUUACCCUGUGUGCUCAUCCAAAACAAGCGGUCUUCCCCUAUGAGGAAUUCUUCAGUGAGCAAAUAAAGAAAAAGAAAGCAGAUCAUUCCUAUCGCGUCUUCAAGAAGGUCAAUCGUUUGGCCCAUCAAUUUCCAUCAGCUAUGGAGUAUUCCUGCGGAGAAAAACCAAUAACUGUUUGGUGUUCUAAUGAUUAUUUAGGUAUGUCACGUCAUCCAGCGGUGACCACCGCUGCCCACGAGGCGCUUGACAAAUUUGGAGCGGGUGCUGGUGGUACACGAAACAUCUCUGGCAAUUCAAUGGGUCAUGAGAUGCUGGAGAAACGUUUAGCUGCAUUACAUCAGAAGGAAGCAGGCCUUGUAUUCACUUCCUGCUUUGUUGCUAACGAUUCCACAUUGUUUACCCUUGCUAAGAGAUUACCUGGAUGUCAUAUAUUCUCAGACGCUGGUAAUCAUGCAUCCAUGAUCCAGGGGAUACGCAACAGUCGAGUUGCCAAACAUAUAUUUCGCCACAACGACGCGAGACAUCUUGAGGAAUUGUUGGCGAGCGUUGAUCGUUCAUUGCCGAAAAUAGUUGCAUUUGAAACAGUACAUUCUAUGAAUGGUAGUAUUUGCCCAUUGGAAGAGAUGUGUGACAUAGCGCGAAAAUAUGGGGCACUCACUUUUGUUGAUGAGGUUCAUGCUGUUGGGCUUUAUGGAUACUCUGGCGCUGGAAUUGGAGAACGAGAUUGGGUACUAGAUAAGAUGGACAUGGUAUCUGGUACUCUUGGCAAAGCCUUCGGCAAUGUCGGGGGGUAUAUUGUUGGAUCGAAACAAUUGAUUGAUGUUGUCAGGAGUUAUGCCGCUGGAUUUAUUUUCACAACAUCCUUGCCGCCGGCAACCCUCUAUGGUGCACUCACAGCUGUGGAGAUUCUGGCCUCUGACGAGGGCCGUCAGCUUAGGGCUAAACACCAGGAAAAUGUUGAUUAUAUGAAAUCUAUACUCACUGCCGCUAGUCUUCCACUUGAACAUUCCCCGUCGCAUAUUAUUCCUAUUAAGAUUGGUGAUCCACUUUUAUGUACCCAAAUAGCAGAUGCUUUGAUACGUGACAAAGGGCAUUACGUCCAAGCAAUUAAUUAUCCAACAGUGCCUAAAGGCGACGAGAAAUUGCGUUUAGCACCAACACCACAUCAUACACCAGACAUGAUGAAUAAAUUCGUCCAAGACACCUUGGACGUUUUUGACGAUCUCAAUAUACCAAAAAUCAAACCGGACGAUAUACCACAAGCCAUACUCGUUCAUUAACUUCAAAUCAAAUAGUAUAAACGAUUAAAUGAAAUUCCGUUUAAUGUACAGACAGAUCUCUAUCCUCUAUUGAAAGAAAAAAUACUUGUUGGGAAUCGUUAUUGUAUGCUGAGUGAGAGCAUUAUACUUUUGAAAAGUAUGAAAAAUAUAAUUGCUGUAUGUGCAAAAAAAAAAAUCUGAAAAAUAAAAUGGAAUUAUACAUGGCUGUAAGUGCUGUAAGUUCUCUUUAGUAAAGUACGAACUCGAUAGUUUCAUGUCGGAGAGCAUGUGAAAAGUGUGAUGGGCAGUGAGCCGAGGGAUCUCAUAAAACAUUGGCAAAUGCACUUGAAAACGGGAAUUUCACGAACAUUCCGGCCCACUGAUCUCUAUAUAACUGGAUAGACUAUCCCUAUGCCCCCACUACGCCGACACUGCGGCAGUACUGUAGGACAAGCAGAGCCUCAGAAUAGUAGCUCGAGUACUACAGUGCCCUGGACUGCGCAUCCGCAUCACCCAACGAAGGAUGAUGCAGACGGUAAAUGACGCUGGAAAAAUGACGCCAUAACGUUCACGUGACGACUCGGUAAUUUUUGAAAAGUAAUCGGUUGACAAAAGUAUAUUUUCUUCCUUGAGAAAAAUGCGGUGUGUUUACUGCGGUAAAACAAACAAGACGCAUGAGAUGAUAUUUUUUCAUCGUACAUUGGACGCCAAUACAUGUGAAUAGCUUGCAUUUGCUGGUGGUUGCCUGUGUUGUGCUUGUUCUCAUUCGUGCAGUCUUAUCUGUGGUCUGUAUUCUCUGAUGACCAACUUGAACCAACCAAAAAGCAUAUUAACACG
Molecule: messenger RNA, 2565 nt
Organism: Fopius arisanus
Lineage: Eukaryota; Metazoa; Arthropoda; Insecta; Hymenoptera; Braconidae
Gene: Alas
Product: 5-aminolevulinate synthase
Exons: 5
Coding region: 154-1749 (531 amino acids)
Biological process (GO): heme biosynthetic process; erythrocyte development; hemoglobin biosynthetic process
Cellular component (GO): mitochondrial matrix; mitochondrion
Molecular function (GO): 5-aminolevulinate synthase activity; pyridoxal phosphate binding
Source: RefSeq, a predicted model, not a curated record